AUUGGUCGCUCACGCCACGAACCCGUGAGUCAUCGUGACUGGAUUGCCCCUUGACUCGACCAUUGAAGUGUGCUCGAGAGCGCCGCAGUCUUGUCCCGCUUUACUCGCUGCUCUCUCAGCUUACCGCUCCACCGGCUCGUUACGACCCCUCUUCAAUCGGGAUCGGGCCUGUCGGACCGUGAGGCCGACGAGUGGAACAAGCGCAGUGGAUUUUGGCCGACGUGCCGCGGCGUGUGGACCCCUCAACUUUCCUCGCCGGCGGUCAACGCGGAGUCCGUCGAGAGUCACCUCGUCUAGCUUGCAACCGUUAUUCAUCAACGCAUUUCCCUUCCUGCUCGAUCGUCUCUUCUUCAUUCGAGGGCCCAUCGACGGCGAGCGUCAUCUUACAGACGCUGAGGAUUUUGUACAAAAGAGGGUCUGCUCACAGCUGCUGAGAAUUGCAUUGCUACGCCACACCAAAAGAAUGUCCAACCCCGCAUCCUCAUCGACUCGCCCUCAUCAGCCACCCUCCUACAUACCUGCCACGCCCGCGGCGAGCACCAGCAGCGCCGCGGCCGCAGAUCAGACCACAUCCUCGCAACGCCAGUCAUCACAUCGUCGCCACCCAUCUUCGAUCUCUCGCCAACAGAGCCUCCGAGACUACUAUGACAAUGACACCGGCAGCUUAGAUGGCGAGCUCGGCAUCAUACCCAGCAGGGAGCGCCGGCCCGCAGAAACCCGUCUAGAGCGCAUGGCUAGCGGUGGUAGCACUCGAGCACGCUCAGCGUCGAACGCACAGCCGAAGUCAGCAUCGCGGCUGCGGACAAACGCGUCGCACGAUGAUUCCCAUGGGGCCCGAGCGGGGAUUGCCGCAGCAGUCAAUGAGAAGGUCCCGCCAAGCAGCGAGGGGACUACCUACCACCACGAAGCGACAGCAAGAGUGGGUGAAGUCGACGUGGAGAAGGGCAAUCUCGCAACGCUGCCACCUAUGGCUUCCGAAGUAGCAGCUGCCGCGGCAGUGGAGGACGGGACCACCUCCUCCCACUCUCCCUCAUCCGCAGCCUCGACCAACUCUUCAAGUGGCAAAGACCCCAACCUCGUAACGUGGGACUCACCAGACGAUCCCGCCAAUCCACGCAACUGGCCAGAGUCCAAGCGCUGGACGGUUAUGAUCCUCGUCUCGGUCUUCACGUUCAUGUCUCCGCUCUCCUCGAGCAUGAUCGCCCCUGCCUUACCUAUCAUUGCGGCCGAAUUUGGGAUAGACAGCAUGGUGGCGAGCAACAUAACAUUGAGCAUUUUCGUUUUGGCCUUUGCCAUAGGCCCGCUCUUCAUGGGUCCCAUCAGCGAAAUCUUUGGGCGCCGGGUGGUCAUACAGGCGGCUAACGUCUUCUUCCUCUGUUGGACCGUGGGAUGCGCACUCGCUCAGAGUCAAGGACAACUUACUGCCUUUCGUUUUCUUGCUGGUCUGGGCGGCGCAGCGCCGCUGACCACUGGCGGGGGGACCGUAGGCGAUCUGUAUAUACCGGAGGAGCGAGGAAAGGGGCUGGCGGUGUAUUCUCUCGCUCCUCUCCUCGGUCCCGCAGUAGGCCCGAUUGUGGGAGGUGCAAUCGUCGAAGGCCUGAACGGCCAAUGGCGCUGGAUCUUUGGAGUUGCAGCCAUUGCAGGCGGCAUCCCGUUUGUACUGGGAUGGUUUCUACUCGACGAAACGUACGCACCAGUCAUAUUGGCUCGCAAGGCUAAGCGGCUACGGAAGGAGACGGGUAACCAGGCCCUGCAUACCAUCUAUGAGAAGGAUGGCGUCAAGUGGCCAGAACGCUUCCGCACUGCCUUUGUUAGACCCUUCAUCCUCCUCUUCACCCAGCCAAUCGUCGUGGUGCUUGCAGCCUACCUCAGCGCAAUCUAUGGAACAAUCUACUUGUUGCUUACCUCAAUCAACCUCGUUUUCACGACGGUCUACGGCGAAAACGCAUUCAUUGCCUCGCUCAACUACAUCAGCCUCGGGAUUGGCAUGACAAUUGCGGGCCAGGCUGGCGGCUUGCUUGUCGACAGGAUCUACCGUCGCCUCAAGGCCAAGAAUGGUGGCGUGGGCCAGCCUGAGUACAGGCUGCCGCUACUCAUGUUCUCGUGCCUCUUCUUGCCUACUGGGCUCAUCAUCUAUGGCUUCACCGUGCAAUACAAGGUGCACUGGAUCGUACCCAACAUCGGAUUGUUCUUUGUGGGACUCGGCAUGAUGACCACCUUCCUGCCCCUCCAAAACUACAGCAUCGACGCAUACACGACGUACGCAGCCUCUGUGCUUGCCUCCGUAGGCUUCUGUCGCUCCCUCGCCGGCUUUGGCCUGCCCCUAGCUGCGCCCUCCUUGUACGCCAAUCUGGGAUACGACUACGGCAACCUCCUCCUGGCGGGUAUCGCGGCGCUUCUGGGCAUUCCAAGCCCGUGGCUGCUCUGGAGAUAUGGCGCUUGGCUUCGGGCAAGGAGCCCGUACGCCUCAGAGGCGUCAUUAACUAAGUCGUAGCCGGCUACGGUGGGAAGAAUCGAUCUACUCUUUGUCACAUAUCGCCUCAUCUAAUUCAUAGGCUCAGCAUUGAUUAAAGCAACUGA
Jaminaea rosea is the source of this 2580-nucleotide messenger RNA. Its product is annotated as MFS general substrate transporter. Gene Ontology annotation, cellular component: membrane. The transcript has 2 exons. Gene Ontology annotation, molecular function: transmembrane transporter activity. The coding region runs from base 464 to 2494 and encodes 676 amino acids. The record is from RefSeq and is a predicted model, not a curated record. Lineage: Eukaryota; Fungi; Basidiomycota; Exobasidiomycetes; Microstromatales. Gene Ontology annotation, biological process: transmembrane transport.